AUGUCGCUUACCCAUAUACUACUUGGAUACGUCCAGAAAUUUGUUGCCCGACAUGUUAGCAAAGUAUCUAUUGUAUCUCCUGGCAGCUUGCGGCGGGACGGCGUUGACUCUGGCACUGGAUUGCCAACCAUCUGCCUUUACGUCGCUCCUCCCGGCCAAUGCCUCUGUCCUUUUUGCUGCUUCCCACGGUCCCAAUUCCACGUUCGGUCAGCAUACGAUCCGAGUUUCCCAACCGGUGCCGAAUACGCGACGAACCUGCCCGCGUUUUGUGCUGUUCGUGUCAACGUCACCUCAUCCUCUUCUUCGUCAUUCACGCUCGGUCUCUUCCUCCCUACGGCACAAGCUUGGAACGGCCGGUUCCUUGCUGUCGGUAACAGCGGCUUUGCAGGAGGCAUCAACUGGGUCGACAUGGGCGCGGGCUUGCAGUAUGGUUUUGCGGUCGUGUCGACCGACACGGGACACAAUGCCAGUUUCCUUGACGGGAGCUGGGCUUUCCACGCGCCGGAGAAAGUCAUCGAUUAUGGGUAUCGCGCUUUGCACGAGACCGUCGUGCUCGCAAAAGACCUCGUCAAAGGUUACUACUCGGGCCCGAUUGCCUACUCCUACUAUUCCGGUUGUUCAACAGGAGGUCGCCAGGGGCUGGUCGAGGUCCAGAGGUAUCCUGCCGACUUUGACGGCGUACUCGUCGGUGCUCCUGUAUGGUGGGUUUCGCACACGCAGGCCUGGUCGGUCAAAGUGGGAACGUACAAUCUGCCCGUCAACAGCUCGAAGCACAUCCCCCCGUCCUUGUUUCCGGUCAUCAGCGCCGAGGUCUUUCGACAGUGCGAUGCUGUUGACGGAUUGGCCGACGGGAUCAUCACCAACCCAAGAGCUUGCGACUUUCAUCCUGAAACUCUGCUCUGCAGUCCUUCCUCCAAUAAGUCGGCAUGUCUGACUUCGGAUCAACUGUCGACAUUGGAUCAGAUAUACUCUGAUUAUGUUGAUGUCAACCAGACAUUUGUUUUCCCGCACUUGGAAAUGGGCUCCGAGGCUCAAUGGUCGGUGUAUCUGUCGGGAGAUUCUCCCGGAGAAUCGGGCCUGGACUACAUGCGGUACUGGGUGCUCAAUGAUUCGACUUGGGCCUGGCAGGAUUACUCAUACGAAGAUGCCGUCCUGGCAGAGAAGAUCGACCCGGGAGCUUGCGAUGCCGACAACUUUGACAUGUCAGCAUUUCAGGCUCGAAAGGCCAAGAUUCUCCACUACCACGGCCUAGCAGAUGGGUUCCUCCCCACGGGGUCAAGUGAAUACUUCUACAAUCAUGUCCUUCGGGCGCUCGUCCCCAAGGGUGUCGAGCUUGACGACUGGUACCACUACUUCCCGGUGCCAGGUAUGCAGCACUGUGCCUUGAGCGUCAACGAUGCCCCCUGGUACUUCGCCGGGCCCAACCAGGCGUCAGUCCUGGGAACUGGGGUGCAUUCAACCCCGGGCUUUCAAGAUCCGAAGCAUGACGCUAUUCUGGCGCUCAUGCAAUGGGUGGAAAAGGGUCAGAGAGUCGACGAGUUGGUCGCGACCAAGUUCGUGAAUGAUACCGUGUCUGCGGGGGUCCAACGUCAGAGAAAGCUAUGUCCGUACCCGAAAACGGCGAAGUACACAGGCAAUGGUAGUGUGGAUGAUGCGGCAAGCUUUGUGUGUAUGUAG
Molecule: messenger RNA, 1677 nt
Organism: Fonsecaea multimorphosa CBS 102226
Lineage: Eukaryota; Fungi; Ascomycota; Eurotiomycetes; Chaetothyriales; Herpotrichiellaceae
Exons: 1
Coding region: 1-1677 (558 amino acids)
Source: RefSeq, a predicted model, not a curated record